AUGGCUUUGGGAAGCACGAUUCCAAAGCCAAUUGACCUGAUGGGUGUUCUUGAUUGGGAUACCGUACACUCGAUGAUUAUAUCUUGGAUUUUGCGGAGUAUGGACGCAAAAGUCGCAGGGACAAUACCGAUGCAUGAGAAUGUUCGUGAUUUAUGGGUGUAUAUUGAGAGGCGGUUUUGUGUGGCCAAUGGACCACGUAUCCAGCAAAUAAAAAUCGCGAUCUCGGACUGCAAACAAGUAGGAUCGAUGAGUGUCGAUGAGUACUACUCGAAACUCAUGGGUUAUUACGAUGAGUUGGCACGAUUGAAGCCACUGCCUUCCUGUGAGUGCCACAAGUGUGAUUGUGGAUUAGUUUCAAAGCUGGCGCGUGAUAGGGAAGAUGAAAUCUUUGAUCAGUUUCUUAUUGGGCUCGAUACUACAACUUACGGGGCUGUUCGUACCAACCUGUUAUCUCAGCAGCCCUUGGGUGAUAUCAACCGAGCUUAUCAAACGUUAAAAAAAGGACAUGAAGUCACUACUUGUUUUAAACUGCAUGGAAAUCCUGAGUGGUACGAGGAGCGCUUGCGUGCGCGUAAUUCGGGACGCCUGGAUGGGUCUCCUAACAACGGACCUGCUGCUGGUGGUGGUUCUGUCGGUGCAGCAAGCGGUAGUGGUGGUGGAAGUACUGCUGGGGCAGCGCGUGGUCCAGGGGGGGUGCGUGCUCACAUAGUGGAUGAUGGUGCGUUUAGUUCAAAUACAGAACGUGGGACUUCCCUUGCGUCUCUCACACAGGAGCAGAUUCAAGCUUUGAUGACUUUGAUUAACACCGAACACAAGUCUAGUGAUCGUAUGGCAGGUACAGAGUGGAUUAUUGACACUAGGGCAUCCCAUCAUAUAACUGGCAAUUUAUCUGUCUUAGUGAACGUUCGCAGCAUUACAGUUUUUCCAGUUAGCCUUCCUAAUGGAUGCUCUGCUUCUGCUACAAUGAGGGGAGAUGUCUAUCUUACUGAUGAUCUUGUCUUACAUCAUGUUCUAUUUGUCCCUGAUUUUCAGUGUCAUUUGAUUUAUGUGUCUCAUUUGCUAGCUGAUAAUGAUUGUAUCAUUCAAUUCACAUCUACUUUAUGUGCUAUAGAGGACCGGUCCUCGAGGACUCUGAUUGGAGCAGGCCGUCCAUCGGAACGAGUAGUGAAGCUGCUUCCUGCUUUUCGUUCUAGUCAUGAUAGGAAGAAAUUAAAUAAUGUUGUGAGUAGUGUGCCUUCCUCUUGUGGUGUUGUUUACUUCUUGACUCUUGUUGAUGAUUAUUCCCGUGCUGUUUGGGUUUAUUUAUUGCACAAUAAAACUCAGGUUUAUAAGUAUUUCCUAUCUUUCUUUGCUAUGGUUAAGCGUCAAUUUGCUACUAAUGUUCAGAUUGUUAGAAGUGAUAAUGGGACUGAAUUUCAAUGCAUGCUUCCUUUCUUUGAUCAAAGUGGUAUUUUGUUUCAAACUUCUUGUACUGGGACGCCUCAACAAAAUGGGAGAGUUGAGCGUAAACAUCAACAUAAACUCAAUGUUAGCCGAGCUUUAAUGUUUUAA
This is a messenger RNA of Beta vulgaris subsp. vulgaris (sugar beet), 1551 nucleotides long. RefSeq lists its product as uncharacterized. Gene Ontology annotation, biological process: DNA integration. Lineage: Eukaryota; Viridiplantae; Streptophyta; Magnoliopsida; Caryophyllales; Amaranthaceae. The record is from RefSeq and is a predicted model, not a curated record. Gene Ontology annotation, molecular function: nucleic acid binding. The transcript has 4 exons. Bases 1 to 1551 code for a protein of 516 amino acids.